This is a messenger RNA of Dermacentor silvarum, 954 nucleotides long. RefSeq names its product cholinesterase. The transcript has 4 exons. NCBI's taxonomy places the organism in Eukaryota, Metazoa, Arthropoda, Arachnida, Ixodida, Ixodidae. The record is from RefSeq and is a predicted model, not a curated record. Bases 1 to 954 code for a protein of 317 amino acids.
AUGCCCGCGGUUGCCGGACGCAGUGCUACGCAAGCCCGGGCUGGGCCCACGAUCUCCGAGGUGGUCCACAGCUUCUGGAGCAUGCGCUCUGGAGGGCACAGUCAGCACUCUUACCUGCGAGAUGUGCAGACCCGGGACCUGGCGUUGGUGGUGGCGCUCAUCCUUGGUGCGAGCUUUCUGGCACUGAUGCUGGUCGUGACAUUCCGAAAAGGACAAGACGACAAAGGUCAGGUGCUCGCGGUCGGUCGCUUCGGGGCUUACUGUGGCACCAGUUCCGUGGUGUCCGGCGUGGCCGUGGGUGCUUUUCUGGGCGUGCCGUACGCCGACCCACGAACGCUGCGCUUCGGAGCCCCUGUGCCCUGGCACCGCGAGCAGGAGAUGUUCGACAACACAGCGCCCGCACCGAGUUGCGCACAGACGUUGCCAAGCCUUGAUGAGAUGAAUGCGAGCACAUCUGAGGACUGCCUGCACGUCAACAUCUGGGCUCCAGCCUGUGGAUCUCGCCCAUGCAGCGGCAAUAGGACGGUCGUCGUCUUUAUUCACGGCGGAUUUUUCCAGACGGGCAGCAACAACGACCUUCACUACGACGGCCGUGCUCUGGCCGCCUUAGGUGACGUUGUCGUCGUUGUCCCCAACUGGCGGCUGGGCGUGCUGGGAUUCCUUCGCCUGUCGCGGAGUGACGACGUGCCCAUCAACGCCGGCCUGCUGGACCAGGCGGAGGUACUGCGCUGGACGGCGAGAAACGUGGACGCCUUUGGCGGCAACAAGUCUGACCUGGUGGUCGUCGGCCAUGGGUCCGGCGCCUCUGCUCUCGCUUACCACCUGAUGUUGGGCCAGGGUCUGAGUAACGUCGCUCCGAUCCUCAAGGUUGUUUUCAUGAGCGAGAGCCCAAUGACCAGGUGUGGUGUCGUCGUCUUGAUAAUCGUCUCCCUUAUGUCCAAAGAAAUUGUAUGA